Molecule: messenger RNA, 5352 nt
Organism: Notolabrus celidotus (New Zealand spotty)
Lineage: Eukaryota; Metazoa; Chordata; Actinopteri; Labriformes; Labridae
Product: transcription initiation factor TFIID subunit 4-like
Exons: 16
Coding region: 233-2893 (886 amino acids)
Biological process (GO): transcription initiation at RNA polymerase II promoter; DNA-templated transcription
Cellular component (GO): transcription factor TFIID complex
Molecular function (GO): RNA polymerase II general transcription initiation factor activity; protein heterodimerization activity; DNA binding
Source: RefSeq, a predicted model, not a curated record
UCACGAAGCAGCGUAGCUGGGCAAAGAUGGCGGCGAGCUCCGAUUUGCUGUAAGAUGUUUUGCUCAACAACACAGCGGCGGACGAAAAAAGUAGUUGGUGAUACAGUGUGAUCUCUGGAGUGUUCUCUAUGAAGCCGCCGUCAACACAACUGUGAGGGCUCAGUCUGCGGCAAAUCACACUGGCUGCGCAGCUGUGUAAAGUAACGUUAAUACAAAUGUUCAGGGCAGCAAAAUGGGACUUUCACAACAAGAGCUUAAAGCAGGGGGUCAGGGAGGUGUCAUUAACAGUAGGGGGUCCCUCGAUUCAAGCAUGGAUGGAGUAGCCGCCGGGUCCACAUCCACAGCCGCUCAGAGUCAGCCCAAGACAGUGACCACCAGUGGAGUCGUCACGGCAUUAUCCGAUGCAACAUCUGUGAUCGGAAAACCCGGAAUGACUGCUCUUCAAACUUUAAACGGGAGCGCUGUGGUGAUGAACUGUCACCCCCCCGGAGGAGCGUCUGCUGACAGCAGCGGGGACAGCUCUCAGUCCGCUGGCACGCUUCUAAACAACGGACCUGUUUCUGCAGCACCUACAACUAUUAUUCGAACUUCUUCUCUGACUCCUCUGACAGCUGUCAUUUCCUCUCAGCCCCCUGUCAACAACGUACCCACGGUCACGCUUGUGAGGACACCUAUGCAAACUCCUACCAGCACCGUACAAAGCGGAGGGAACCCGACCACGGUUUUAACAUCACCAGUCGUGAGUGUCACGAGCACAACGGGCUCUAUUGUCAACAAACUGGACCCCACAAAAAGUGUAUUUCAGACUAGUGGACACACAGCGACAACAGCGACCAUGAGGAGCCCCACUGUGCUGCAGAACUUGAGGACCUCUGUGCCGUCGACCAUCGCUGCGACACCUCCUGCUGGGAUCCGGGCUAUCGCUCCACAGGUGUUCGCCCCUCGGCUUCCUCAGCCGCAACAAAACGCCCCAAACAUCCAAAACAUCCAGCUUCCACCAGGUAUGGUACUGGUCCGCAGUGAGAGUGGCCAGCUGCUGAUGAUUCACCAGCAGACCUUGGCUCAAAUGCAGGCACAGUCCCAGUCCCAAAGCGCCAUGACACCACGACCAGCAGCUCCCACCAGCACUCCACCUGUCCAGAUUACUUCUCUACAGGCCCCAGGCGCAUCUCUGCUGCCUCGACCAGUUACUCCCACUGCCAUUAUUAAACAAGGUUCAACUGUCCAAACCACUGUGACAUCCACCACCACUCUGCAGAGGCCUCCUGUGCUCCAGAACACCAUCAUGCUGGGAGGAAGUGCCACUGCCCCAAGACAGGCAUUGGGCACACCCAGCACUGUGCAGCCCGGAUCUGCAGCCACAGCAGUCACACAGAGGGUAGGGUCGCUCACAGCCCCUGGGACUCCUGUCACUCCAACAGCUAUCACAGCUGAGACGCUAGAGAAUGUAAAAAAGUGUAGAAACUUUCUGUCCACGUUGAUCAAACUGGCCUCCAGUGGAAAGCAGUCCUCUGAGACUACAGCCAACGUCAAGGAGCUGGUCAAACAACUGCUGGAAGCAAAGAUAGAACCUGAAGAUUUCACCAGUAGGUUAUACAAAGAGCUCAACUCCUCACCACAGCCGUACCUUGUGCCUUUCCUCAAGAGAAGCCUCCCAGCGCUGCGUCAGAUGACCCCAGACUCCGAGGCCUUCAUCCAGCAAAGCCUGCUGCCUCUGCCCAGCACUCAGCCUGCAGCAGCAGCCUCCACCGCCCUCACUGCUGUGGUGCUGCGACCUCCUCUCUCCACCACCGCCACUACCACCACAAGCACUGCCGCCACCAAAACCGCAGUCAUCAGCCUCACUCAGACACCUCACAGUAAACCUGGACUGAUUGUCCCCCAGCAACAGGGGACCAUGUUGAGGCAGCAGGUGACGCUGGCUCAGUCUCCCAUGGUAACGCUCAGAGGACAACCUCACAACCGGAUCAUUGUGAGCCAGCCACAGGUGGUAAAGCAGCUACACACAGGAGUGAAGCAGACGCUUGCUACAGGGGUCAAAGGAGUACAAAUACUGAACCAGUCUGCACUUACUACUGCCCAGAAGUACAAGCUGAAGGAGGCAGGGGGAGGAACCUUCAGGGAUGAUGAUGAUAUCAACGAUGUGGCCUCCAUGGCAGGAGUCAACUUAUCAGAGGAGAGUGCUCGUAUCUUAGCAACCAACUCAGAGCUUGUAGGUGUGGUGAUGCGUUCCUGUAAGGAUGAGAGCUUCCUCUCCACCUCUUUGCUCACUCAGAGAACCCUGGAGAUUGGUAAGAAGUUUGGAAUCAGUGAGCUAGGCACGGAUGUAUUAAAUUACAUUGCCUACGCUACACAGCAGCGGCUACAAAACCUGCUGGAAAAGGUGUCACAAGUGGCACAGCAAAAGAACAUUACCUUCAAGGAGGAUGGUCGGUACGGGCAGGUCAGCGAUGUGCGAGCGCAGCUUAAGUUCUUCGAGCAGCUGGAUCAGAUGGAGAAGCAAAGGAAGGAAGAGCAGGAGAGGGAGAUUCUCUUAAAGGCUGCCAAGUCUCGGUCACGGCAAGAAGACCCCGAGCAGCUCAGACUCAAACAGAAAGCCAAAGAGAUGCAGCAGCAGGAGCUGGCUCAGAUAAGACAGAGAGAAGCCAACCUAACGGCGCUGGCAGCAAUCGGUCCGAGGAAGAAGCGGAAAACAGACUCUCCUGUUGGGGGUGCCAGCGCAGAGGGCUCAGGGUCAGGACCCUCCCAGCCUGGAGCAUCCAGUGGAGCAGGCUCCAGACAGUUUACACGCCAGAGAAUCACCAGAGUCAACCUUAAGGAUCUGCUCUUCUGCCUGGAGAACGAACGAGGGACCAGCCACUCACAUCUUCUAUAUAAAGGCUUCCUCAAAUAGUACCUGGGUUGAAAUGACUAGCCUUGCUCAGUGGAGGAGAUGGAGUCGACAGGCUCUGACCCUUUGUGCAGGUAUCUCCUGUAAUCACCCACUGCUGACUGAAAUGUGGGCAGAGAUUCACCCAGAAUACUGAGAAGACAUCCGCUCUCUCAUCCCUCCUUAAGCACAGGCCUUUUGUAUUGUUUUUUGCGCAGAGAUGGAGAAAAAGUUGGACCUCAGCCCUAACUUCAGCUUGCCUCUCAGCGUGCUUGCCCUUUGGAGACCAGUCGCACCCACACUUUAAUCAUGCCUCUGCCUCCUGCUAAACACAGGCAAACCUACUUUAAACUGAACUCAGCAAUUCAGACCUGAAAACCUUAUUUGGGUAAUUUCACUGACAACUUUGUAGCUGCAAAUCUCUGUGAGGUUAUUCCAUAAACAGCCUGAUUUCACACAAACUGCACUGACCGUUUCAUCUAGAAUGCUCUGUUUACGCUUUAAGCAGAGGGUUUGAUUUAUGAAAACUUUAUGGCAGAUUUUAGCCUGGUUUAAAAACCUGUGGAUUUUUUUUUAUUUUACAGAGACUUGUCUUAAAUAUCUUGUCAUCUGUUGAGUUGCCUUCUUACCAAAUUAAGCCAUAUGGAUAAAGGCCAAAUUCCACCAGAUCCGUCUCCAGUCUGUGCCCGGUUUGUGUCCAAUCCUUCACAGCACCGGAACAAAUAGGUUUCUGUUCUAGUCGAUGUGUUAACUUCCACUGGAUCCGCUCCGUUGCGUUGCUGCGUCUCUGAUCUGGCAGGUCGGAACGCAAUGGAUCAGAUACCCAAGACUUGUAUUUUUGCUGGAUGCUGGAGCAAGACGCAUCAAUCUCAACAGAGCAGAUUGAGCGGGACAGGAAGUCAGGCACCAAAACAAAAUGCCAAACAGAACAGAACAUCCGGUUAAUAUUCAGAAUAAACAAAAUGUAAUUUAGAGCAGAGUCAGGCCUGGAGUCAACAGGUCAGAGGUUUUCAGAGGACCAUAAAGACAACCUCGGUCACAUGACUCCAGCUGUCCGGCGGUCCUGCUCCGUGCUCGGUCCGAAAACUCAACAUGUGGGUGUUGACGGACGAGAGAGCACGGAGCCGGACCGCAGCGGAUCGGAGCCGGACUGGACUCGGAUCUGGUGGAAGUCCUGUGUUAGAAUGACUGAUCAUUUGCAGUAACAGCAUCUAUCCUACCGCUCCUCUCAGAUCUGUAGGAUGUGUGCUUUCAUUGUUUUGUUGUGUGCUUUCUUUCUGUCCUCAUCAUUCAAACAAAGAAGAGAUUACUUGUACGUCGUGGUUUGUGCAUGAUCUAAUCCCAGGUGUUGGUGUUUGAACUCCUGCUGCAGUAGCCCUUGUACAGUCAGAGUCCCUGACACAUUGGCUGAAAGAAAGACUCCACUUUUCACUCAGAUUGUAGCAACAUCGACUUUAAAGACUAAGAUACUUCACAUUGCUAUCAAUCAUAUCUGGAGCAUCCAAAACUCAGCGGUUCUGGAUGAUACCUUCAUGGAUCAUGUACAAUUUGAUGUUAAAGAGAUUCUUCUUCUUUACAGCGAAUAUCCUUUAAACAGUCAUUGUUGUGCCCAUCUAUUUUUUAUUUUAAAAGACUACAGCUUGUGUAGAGGGCUAAAUGUUACUGCCAGGUACCUUAUUGUCAGCUGCUUUAAAGGUAGAGGAAAAGAGAAACUUUUACACAUGUUUAGUUAUAAAAAGUUUACUGGUCUUUGACCUUCCUUUCACAUAUGUCACCAAAAAAACGACACUUUCUAGCUAAGUGGUGCCAUGUUUGAGUUUUUGGGUCUUUUUUGUACUAUUUUAAAAGAGAUUAGACGUAAAUAACUUUAGUAACUGAAAAAGAAUCAAAACUAGAAUGGCUUCACUUGGAAACAAAGUGAUUCUUAGUAAUGUGAAGUUUUCAGUGUCUGUAGCUUCAUCUGCUAUUAUGUGAACUUAAACAGUGAGAUUUCGAAAAAUGAACACCAACAAUGUUUAACGUCUUUUAAGUGAAUCAAGCUUUGUUUAAAUUUUUAUGUCCAGAUUUUUAUAUAUAUUAAAGAUGGGGUUCAUUUUUGGGUCAAAAUGCAGAUCAAUGGAUCAGUUUUUUUAAAAACAAGUCGAUUAGAAGAACACGCCCAGUUUAUAUGUUUUAUAUUUUUACUGCACAUACAUUUUUUUGAUCUUUAUACCUUUUUUGUCAUUUCAAAAAUGUUUUAUCUGCAAAUGUUAUUGCUGUACAUACUAAGGUUUGCUAUCUGUAGAUUUAAAUUCAAAUCAGACUAGUUUGUCUUAUUUUUCAUGGAUAUAUAGACAGAUAUAUGUAUGAGAAAUAAGACAGAUGUGAUGUUUUUUGCCAAUUUCUUGUACAUUUUGCACAUCUAUUUGUUUAUAUGUAAAUAACUGAAUCUAAAAAAGUUUUUAAUUGCUAUUUUACAAUCGAUUAAGAAAAUGGUCUUUAUU